AUGAGGUUUGUCCCCUCCCCGCUCAGAAAUAACCCUGCCUCGGGCAACAGAGGGGCUGCUUCUCACGGCGGUCGCAAGCGCUCGCGCACCGGUGGUGAUGAUGGCACCUCUCCUGUCGGCCUCGUCUCCAGUCCCAUGCCGUCGUCUCCCCCCGCGCCGUUUGCCAUCGCCCACGGCAUCGACGACAACGACGAUAUUGAGGAGGAGCAAGAGAUUCAGGACGACAUUGACGACCUUGAUGAGAUGGCCGACGAUGAUGUCGAUCUUUUCCGGGAAGGGUAUGAGGCGGAUUAUCGAGACAGAGAGGGUGACGAGUACGACAAGGCCGACCUUGAUGAUGAGGGCGACUACGACGACAUGGACUUCGGCGCCAGACGACGCCUCGAGGCACAGCUGAGCCAACGCGAUCGCGAGGUUGCUCGCCGACAACGUAUCCCCGCUGCUUUCCUCCCUGGCGAAGACGACGAUGGCGAUAUCGAUCUCACUGCACAGCCCCGCCGCAGACGCCAUCACUACGAUGAGGACCCUGACGAUGACAUGGACGGCGACAUUCUGGAAGAGGAGCUUUCACUCGAGGCCCUUGGCGACGUCAAGGCAGCCAACCUCACGGAGUGGGUAUCGCAGGCUCCUGUGCAGCGUACUAUCCGUCGCGAGUUCAAAGCUUUCCUCACCUCGUACACGGACGCGUCUGGCUCCUCCGUCUACGGUAACCGCAUUCGAACGCUCGGUGAGAUCAACGCCGAGUCGCUCGAGGUCUCGUACGAACACCUGUCCGAAAGCAAGGCUAUUCUUGCAUACUUCUUGGCCAAUUCUCCCGCCGAGAUGCUCAAGCUCUUGGACGAGGUUGCCAACGAAGUUGUUCUUCUGCAUUACCCCGAUUACGAGCGCAUUCACAAGGAGAUUCACGUGCGCAUCUUUGACCUCCCUGUUCACUAUACCCUGCGUCAGCUCCGCCAAUCUCAUCUCAAUUGUCUUGUUCGCGUCAGCGGUGUCGUGACUCGCCGCUCUGGCGUCUUCCCGCAGCUCAAGUUAAUCAAGUUUGACUGCGCCAAGUGCGGUACGACUCUAGGACCGUUCCAGCAAGAAUCCUCCAACGCCGAGGUCAAAAUUACGUACUGCCAGAACUGCCAGUCGCGAGGACCGUUCACGCUCAACUCGGCGGAGACCGUCUACCGCAACUACCAGAAGCUGACUCUCCAAGAGUCUCCUGGUACCGUCCCCGCUGGCCGCUUGCCCCGCCAGCGAGAGGUCAUUCUCCUGUCAGAUCUGAUUGACACAGCUAAGCCUGGUGAGGAGAUUGAAAUAACAGGCAUCUACCGCAACAACUACGAUGCUCAGCUCAACAACAGAAAUGGUUUCCCAGUCUUCGCCACAGUUUUGGAAGCCAACAACUGCGUCAAGUCGCAUGAUCAGCUCGCCGGCUUUCGCCUCACCGAGGAAGACGAGCAUGCUAUUCGUAAGCUCGCGCGCGAUCCCAAUAUUGUGGACAAGAUCAUCAACUCUAUUGCACCUAGCAUCUACGGCCACAGUGAUGUAAAAACGGCUGUUGCUCUGUCACUUUUCGGUGGCGUUGCGAAAACCACAAAGGGCGCGCAUCAUAUCCGCGGCGAUAUCAAUGUCCUCCUUCUCGGUGAUCCUGGUACUGCGAAGUCUCAGGUCCUCAAAUAUGCUGAGAAGACGGCCCACCGAGCUGUGUUUGCCACCGGUCAGGGAGCCAGUGCUGUCGGUUUGACCGCCAGUGUGCGACGCGACCCGUUGACGAGCGAAUGGACUCUGGAAGGUGGCGCUCUUGUGCUCGCGGAUCGUGGCACAUGUCUGAUUGACGAGUUUGACAAGAUGAACGAUCAAGAUCGCACGUCUAUCCACGAAGCCAUGGAGCAGCAGACCAUUUCCAUCUCUAAGGCUGGUAUUGUCACAACCCUCCAGGCUCGCUGCGGUAUCAUCGCCGCGGCUAACCCUAUCGGUGGUCGCUACAACUCGACGAUCCCCUUCUCCUCCAAUGUGCAGCUCACGGAACCCAUUCUGUCCCGUUUCGACGUCCUUUGCGUGGUGCGCGACACGGUGGAACCCGCCGAAGACGAGCGUCUCGCGCGCUUCAUCGUGAAAUCGCACAGCCGCAGCCACCCUCUCGCCGAGGACCGGACGGAGGAUACGCAGGCCGCGGCCGGCGACGAGCAAGAAGAGGCGGAGCGCGCCCGCAAGGAUAAUGAGAUUCCCCAGCAGCUGCUGCGCAAGUACAUCCUGUACGCACGCGAGCGCUGCAAGCCCAAGCUGUACCACAUGGACGAGGACAAGGUGGCUCGUCUCUUUGCCGACAUGCGACGAGAGUCGCUGGCUACGGGCGCCUACCCCAUCACCGUUCGUCACUUGGAGGCCAUUAUCCGCACCAGCGAGGCGUUUUCCCGCAUGCGCCUCUCCGAGUACUGCUCCUCGCAAGACAUUGACCGCGCCAUCGCCGUCACGGUGGAGAGUUUCGUCGGCAGCCAAAAGGUCAGCUGCAAAAAGGCUCUGGCGCGGGCCUUUGCCAAGUACACCCUGGCGCGUCCAAACUCGCAGAAGAAGGGCGGUAACUCGCAGCGUCGACCUACUGCCGUCAUGACAUGA
Molecule: messenger RNA, 2604 nt
Organism: Cordyceps militaris CM01
Lineage: Eukaryota; Fungi; Ascomycota; Sordariomycetes; Hypocreales; Cordycipitaceae
Product: DNA replication licensing factor mcm2
Exons: 2
Coding region: 1-2604 (867 amino acids)
Biological process (GO): double-strand break repair via break-induced replication; DNA replication; mitotic DNA replication initiation
Cellular component (GO): nucleus; MCM complex
Molecular function (GO): 3'-5' DNA helicase activity; ATP binding; single-stranded DNA helicase activity
Source: RefSeq, a predicted model, not a curated record